AUGGCUCGGGUACAACAGGCUGUGUUGGUGUUGAUCGCUCUGCUGGUGACUGCUUCCGCACUCGCUGGACCUAACAGACGUAUCGUUGGAGGAAUUGAUACCGUCGCCGGAGAUGCGCCAUGGAUGGUUUCGCUGAGGAACUCGCUCAAUAUGCACCUUUGCGGUGGCACGCUGCUGAGUAAUCGGUUCGUUCUUUCGUCGGCCAACUGCUUGUCGGGUCGUUUGGCGACGACCACGAUGGCUGUCACUGGUACUCGGUUCCUCAAUACAGCGGCCGUACCGUUCUAUGGCAUCCAAAUUAUAACCCAUCCAAACUUCAACGUCAACACGCUUGAGCAUGAUGUCGCACUGUUCCAGACUGCACUUCCGAUCAUUUUGACUAAUUCGGUUCAACCGCUGCCACUGUCAGCGGAGGUGAUUGGAGUUGCUGUAAGGGCUCGUGUCUUCGGAUGGGGAGCGUCUGUGGCCAAUGGAGGUAACACGAAUGCGCUACAGUUUUUGAACGUAAACACACUAAGCAACGAGGAUUGUGCCAACUUCAUGGGAGCUGACGGUUGGCGCAUCGGACCAUCCUCACUGUGCACGCUGACCCGCGAAGGACAAGGCAUCUGUGGGGGCGAUGAGGGAGGUGCACUCGUUCUAGAUAACUAUGCCAUCGGUGUGGCUUCGUGGGGUAUUCCGUGUGCCACCGGUCGUCCCGAUGUGUUUGUCCGUAUCUCGUCGGUUCGUAGUUGGAUUCUUAACUUCAUCUAA
This is a messenger RNA of Anopheles marshallii, 753 nucleotides long. Its product is annotated as chymotrypsin-1-like. Gene Ontology annotation, molecular function: serine-type endopeptidase activity. The record is from RefSeq and is a predicted model, not a curated record. Gene Ontology annotation, biological process: proteolysis. The transcript has 4 exons. Lineage: Eukaryota; Metazoa; Arthropoda; Insecta; Diptera; Culicidae. Bases 1 to 753 code for a protein of 250 amino acids.